This is a messenger RNA of Chenopodium quinoa (quinoa), 1053 nucleotides long. RefSeq lists its product as uncharacterized. The transcript has 2 exons. Lineage: Eukaryota; Viridiplantae; Streptophyta; Magnoliopsida; Caryophyllales; Amaranthaceae. The record is from RefSeq and is a predicted model, not a curated record. The coding region runs from base 1 to 1053 and encodes 350 amino acids.
AUGAACUUUGAUUGUGGCUCCUCUGAUUCUAGUGAUGAAAUCUAUGACUGGAUGUUAUUAAAUUUCAUUGAAGAGAACAAAACCAUGCAGGUGGUAGAGGAUGCAAUAAGAGUUGUUGCUCCCUCUGCCACUAAACAACGUGUUACUAAGGGAUCCAACUCAAAGAAAACCAGAACAUUUCUUCCAAGAGAUCGUGAAGGAGCUGACGACCGUUUAAUAUCAGAUUACUUUAGUAACACGCCAUUGUACGAUGAUAAAAAAUUUCGAAGGAGAUUUCUCAUGCAAAAACAUGUUUUUAUUCGCAUUGUCGAUACCUUAACCGAAGCCGACGAUUUCUUUAAACAAAGGCCAGAUGCAACUGGAAGACUUGGUGCCUCUCCACUACAAAAAUGCACUGCAGCAAUACGGAUGCUAGCAUACGACACUUCAGCUGAUCAUGUUGACGAGUAUUUGAAAUAUCAAUGUACUCAACGUUCACCUGUUUUCGACGAUUUGUUAAAUGGUCGAUCACCACAAAUUAGUUAUGUUGAGAAUGGGAAUACCUACACUCAAGGUUAUUACCUUACCGACGGUAUAUAUCCCAAGUGGGCAGGUGUCAUGGACGCUAUCACAGCUCCUCAAAAAGCUAAGAAAAAGUUAUUUAGUAAGAGACAAGAGAGUGUUAGAAAGGAUGUUGAACGUGCUUUUGGGGUAUUACAAGCAAGGUUUGCUAUAAUUCGUAAUCUCGCAUUGGUGUGGACCCCUGAGAUACUAUGGAAAAUUAUGAUGGUAUGUAUUAUCAUGCACAACAUGAUUGUAGAAGAUGAACGAGAAUCAUAUCAAAACUAUAGAGACCCAUGUGAUGACUUGGCUGAGGAACAACCGGAAAAUGUAGCCGGUUCAUCAACUGGAAAUGCUAAGGGACCAUUUCUUGUUACUCGUCGGCAGUUCACAGAGCGAAAUUUAAAUCAUUUUAUGGCAAGGAGGGAAGACCUUCGGAAUAAACAAAUGCAUAUGCGCUUGAAGAACGACUUGGAACAUAUAUGGAGAAAAUAUCAAGGAUCUAUUUCAUAA